Molecule: messenger RNA, 1086 nt
Organism: Dibothriocephalus latus
Lineage: Eukaryota; Metazoa; Platyhelminthes; Cestoda; Diphyllobothriidea; Diphyllobothriidae
Source: the annotation of a GenBank genome assembly
AUGACUCAAGAAGAGGCCCAGCUAAAUUCGGAGAUCGAUGAAUUUCCUGAAGUUCCGUUCUUUUACAUCCUCGACAAGUCGUUAACGAAACCACUUCAGGUUCAGGCACGGGUACUCGACAAAUGUCUGGUGGAGCACUUUAUAACGCACCUCGGUCUACUCGAGUAUCUGGCCUUCGUGCGGCAAAUCUUCUUCCUGGAGCAUAGUGAGAUUGCUUCGAGCCUUCUCCACCCACUCUUUCAUGAGCUCUCAAGUCCGUCUUCUUCUGACUGUUUACGGUCUGUCUUUGACCCGGAGAGCUUGAACGAGGCGCUCUCUCACAUCUCUAUUCAACGACCGCGGGGCAUGAUGGAAGACCAGCUGCCCUUCCGCCUAACUCGUCUACCGAAGCUGGAACCCUUGAAGGACGGACCGUUUUUCUUUGAUUCGCUCGCCAUUGUGUACGAAGCACCCUGGCCGCUAAAUAUUUGCCUUCACCGUCAUAUCCUGGCCAAGUACAACUCGGUGUUCUGCGAGCUAGCACGAGUCAAGCACGCUAUAUGGGCUUUGGAAGCAGUCUACCGACAUCUGCGCAGCUCCUGCCAAAAUCGUACCUACGCUUAUAGUGGCAUCUUUCAGGCGUCCUUGUGGCGUCAUGAAAUGGAACAGGUGAUCCGUUGUGUGGACGCUUACUUCGCAACGCAGGUUGUAAAGGGGAGUUGGUCUGCCUUUCUGCGUCGUAUUGGAUCUGAUAAGUGGUUUACUUCCGACCCCCUGUCUCCCAAUAUUGUCGCUUCCCUACCACAACAGCUCACAUCGGUCAGCACGUUGGAUGAGCUGUGCUCAGCCCACGAAGAAUACGUGGAUGGAGUUUUGACGUGGCAAAUAGGCGGAGUGACAAUGGGCUCACCAUUUGGACCAUUCCUCGCAAAUGUCUUCAUGGGCAAGCUCGAGGAAACAAAGCUCAAAGACACUAUCGAUGACCUAAAGUUCUAUGGUCAAUGCGUGGAUAGUAUCUUUUGCCUGACAAAUAAGACAAAUAAGGCGAACAACGAAAUCGCUUUCCUCAAUGUCCUCUUACACAGACAAGAGGACGGUUCAAUAUAA